AUGAAGACCAGAAAAGGAGGAAGAUUUCAUUCCUCCUUUAAACUGAAACAAAAAGGCAUUCAAGUAACAGGAGAAUGGAAAACUGUGCCAAUCGACCCCAAUCUCUUUGCUGAUGAGGAGUUUAGAGAUAUAGUAUGCUUGGAAGAACUUACAGAAUAUAAACUAGUAAGUUCUUCUAAAGUGGGGAAAGUAAAAGAGAAAAAGAGAAAGGCUGAGAGUGUUUCAGAAGGUGGCAGUGAGGAGGAGGAAGAACCCAUCGUCCCUCCCAAAAAGAAAAAGAAAAAGAAAGAUUUGAGAAGCAAAUCUGAUAAAAGCGGUGAUCCUAAUGCAACAGAAAUUGAUGUGCUGAUUGAUAAAGAGUCAGAGUGUGAGGAGCAUGGACAUUUGGCUGAGAGCACUUCAAACACAAAAGAUGCUCCAAAGAAAAAGAAAAAGAAGGUAGCUGAAAAUAAGGUUUGUCAAGCUCAAGAAGCUCUUCCAUCAGUAACUACUUCUAAGAAAGUUAAAAACUGGACAACAGAAGCUUUAUCUGCCUCAGCUGAUCACAAAGCUGAUGUGUCUGCAUGGAAAGACCUGUUUGUACCUGAACCAGUGUUGCAGGCCUUGAGCUACCUGGGGUUUAGUGCUCCAACUCCUAUUCAAGCCUUAGCCUUGCCUUCUGCCAUCCGGGAUAAUAUGGAUGUUCUUGGUGCUGCAGAAACAGGAAGCGGCAAAACGCUUGCAUUUGCAAUUCCAAUGAUUCACUCUGUGCUGCAGUGGCAAAAAUCAAAUAGCUCAACAACCAGAAAUGACAGUGUUUCUAAAGAGUCCCAUCAGCAUCAGGAUGAAACAAGAUGGGAAAAUGAGGAUGAAGCAGAAAAACGAACCCAUCAGGAGUAUGAAGACGGGGGAGAUGAAGAUGAUGCAUCUCUCACAACAGGCUGUGUGAAGGUGCUGGAAAAUUUUGAAUUUGAUUCCGGCAACGAAGCACAUACUGUUGCCUCCCAUAAGAAGAGACUUCUUUUAGGACUGGUCCUCACUCCCACAAGAGAAUUAGCUGUACAAGUAAAACACCACAUUGAUGCAGUUGCAAAGUUUACAGGCAUUAGGACUGCAAUUCUGGUUGGAGGCAUGGCUGCACAGAAGCAAGAACGUGUACUGAACCGAAAGCCAGAAAUCGUAAUUGCAACCCCAGGCCGUCUGUGGGAGUUAGUUAAAGAGAGACACCCACAUCUUUCAAAUCUUCGGCAGCUCAGGUGCCUUGUGAUUGAUGAAGCAGACCGAAUGGUUGAGAAAGGUCACUUCUUAGAGCUGUCUCAGUUGCUGGAAAUCUUAAAUGAUUCACAGUAUAACCCUCAACGACAGACUUUUGUUUUUUCUGCCACUUUGACUUUAGUCCAUCAGACUCCCACAAGAGUUUUACAGAAAAAGAAUGCUAAGAAGAUGGACAAGAAGACCAAACUAGAAUUGUUAAUGGAAAAAAUAGGAAUAAAGGGCAAACCCAAAGUGAUAGACUUAACAAGGAAAGAGGCUACUGUGGAGACUCUGACAGAAACCAGAAUCCACUGUAACACAGACGAGAAGGACUAUUAUCUCUAUUACUUUCUUCUCCAGUAUCCAGGAAGAACAAUGGUCUUUGCAAAUAGCAUAGACUGUGUAAAACGCCUCAGUUCUCUCCUCACAAUCUUAAAUUGUGAUCCUCUUCCUUUGCAUGCCAACAUGCACCAAAAGCAAAGACUGAAAAACCUGGAAAGGUUUGCUGAGCGAGAGAGCUGUGUCCUCCUGACAACAGAUGUUGCAGCUCGUGGUCUUGAUAUUCCCAACGUGCAGCAUGUCAUCCACUACCAGGUCCCUCGUACUUCUGAGCUGUACGUACACAGAAGCGGCAGAACAGCGCGAGCUGCCAACGAAGGCCUCAGCCUAUUACUGGUUGGCCCAGAUGACUUGAUCAAUUUUAGGAAAAUUUAUAAAACAUUGGAGAAGAGUGAAGAGCUGCCAUUUUUCCCAGUUGAAGCCAAGUGCAUGACUGCUAUCAAG
Eurypyga helias (sunbittern) is the source of this 2016-nucleotide messenger RNA. RefSeq names its product DEAD (Asp-Glu-Ala-Asp) box helicase 24 (gene DDX24). Gene Ontology annotation, cellular component: nucleolus. The transcript is spliced from 6 exons. Lineage: Eukaryota; Metazoa; Chordata; Aves; Eurypygiformes; Eurypygidae. Gene Ontology annotation, molecular function: ATP binding; RNA helicase activity; nucleic acid binding. The record is from RefSeq and is a predicted model, not a curated record. The annotation marks the transcript as partial.